Cydia fagiglandana is the source of this 990-nucleotide messenger RNA. RefSeq lists its product as uncharacterized. The record is from RefSeq and is a predicted model, not a curated record. Bases 1 to 990 code for a protein of 329 amino acids. Gene Ontology annotation, biological process: nucleosome assembly. Gene Ontology annotation, molecular function: structural constituent of chromatin; DNA binding; protein heterodimerization activity. Lineage: Eukaryota; Metazoa; Arthropoda; Insecta; Lepidoptera; Tortricidae. The transcript has 5 exons. Gene Ontology annotation, cellular component: nucleosome.
AUGACCGGUCGCGGUAAGGGAGGUAAAGGUCUGGGGAAAGGAGGAGCCAAGCGCCACAGGAAGGUGCUCCGUGAUAACAUCCAGGGUAUCACCAAGCCCGCCAUCCGUCGUCUCGCCCGCAGAGGUGGCGUCAAGCGUAUCUCCGGUCUGAUCUACGAGGAGACCCGCGGUGUUCUGAAGGUGUUCCUCGAGAACGUGAUCCGUGACGCGGUCACCUACACCGAGCACGCCAAGAGGAAGACCGUCACCGCCAUGGACGUCGUCUACGCUCUGAAGCGUCAGGGCCGCGAGGCCCGGACGGCCCUCCAUGUCACCACUGGGCGUUUCGCAAUGGCCCGUACCAAGCAGACCGCUCGUAAAUCCACCGGUGGUAAAGCGCCCCGUAAACAGCUCGCCACCAAGGCGGCCCGCAAGAGCGCGCCGGCCACCGGGGGCGUCAAGAAGCCCCAUCGUUACAGGCCCGGCACCGUCGCCCUCCGUGAGAUCCGUCGCUACCAGAAGAGCACUGAGCUUCUGAUCCGCAAGCUGCCCUUCCAGCGUCUGGUGCGUGAGAUCGCUCAGGAUUUCAAGACCGACCUGCGCUUCCAGAGCUCUGCCGUUAUGGCUCUCCAGGAGGCCAGCGAGGCUUACCUCGUCGGUCUCUUUGAGGACACCAACCUGUGCGCCAUCCACGUCGCAAUGACCGGUCGCGGUAAGGGAGGUAAAGGUCUGGGGAAAGGAGGAGCCAAGCGCCACAGGAAGGUGCUCCGUGAUAACAUCCAGGGUAUCACCAAGCCCGCCAUCCGUCGUCUCGCCCGCAGAGGUGGCGUCAAGCGUAUCUCCGGUCUGAUCUACGAGGAGACCCGCGGUGUUCUGAAGGUGUUCCUCGAGAACGUGAUCCGUGACGCGGUCACCUACACCGAGCACGCCAAGAGGAAGACCGUCACCGCCAUGGACGUCGUCUACGCUCUGAAGCGUCAGGGCCGCACCCUCUACGGUUUCGGUGGUUAA